AUAUUUUCGGACGCGCUCGCGGCACGCCCCCUGCUGGGCGUCGCGACCGGCGGCUGGGUGGUUCAGGGCGCGCGCGACGGCGUCGGCUUUGAGUACGACGGCGAUGCGGCCCGGACGCUCCUCUCCACGCUCCUCGAGCCGGAGCUGAUCGGGAAGCUCGACCCCACCACCCUCUGCCUCCGCACGCUCGCGGUGCUGGAGGACGGGAGAGACGCCGGCGCCGCGCUCUGCCACACGGUGGCCAAGACGGGCUUCCCGUUUCGGCACCGCGACUUUGUCGACGUCACCGCGUGGAAGCGGCUGCCCGACGGCACGGUGCUUCAAGCGGCUCGGUCCUGCCCGACCGCCGCCGCCUCGGUCCCGUAUGUCCUCGCGCCUGCCGCCGCCGGCGGCACCGACCUCACCCUCGUCAGCCAGACCGACCUCGCCGGCUACAUGCCAACUCCGGUCACGAACCGGCGCGCGGCCGUCAGCAGCCAGCACAGCGCACAGUCACGGCUGCCGCCACACGCUCUCACCCAUUUCCUCGCCGCAGGAUGGCGAAGAUGCAGCGGCCACCUGAGCCAGUGGCUGAAGCCCUUGUGGGCGUGCAAAGCGCCAGCGGCGCCCCACGCCGAGGGCAGCGAGCUCUAA
Molecule: messenger RNA, 633 nt
Organism: Emiliania huxleyi CCMP1516
Lineage: Eukaryota; Haptophyta; Isochrysidales; Noelaerhabdaceae
Exons: 3
Molecular function (GO): lipid binding
Source: RefSeq, a predicted model, not a curated record